This is a messenger RNA of Chrysemys picta bellii (western painted turtle), 7568 nucleotides long. The record is from RefSeq and is a predicted model, not a curated record. Lineage: Eukaryota; Metazoa; Chordata; Testudines; Emydidae.
UAUUUAUUUUUUAUUUAUUUUAUUUUUUGCCCGGUGGGAGUGCUAGGACCCAGGAGACAUCCUUUCAAACAGCAGGGGCUGUGUGCUUUCCACAUAGCAGUACAGUACAAGGAAAACCCCAUCGGAUCCGUUAUUGCAGGAUACUUGUGAAAUAUACAUAGGAUUCUUUCUUUCUUAUAGCUGCAUCCUGGAUCUGGAAAUUUUGCAUGUGCAGCAAGAGGCUUUGAAAGGCUACCACACACAGAGAUUUGCAAUCAAGACUCCUUUUCUUGUCCUAGAGCUCUCAGACUUGUGUGGUUCUCAGUCUUCUCCUCUUCCUUUCCUCCCCCUUCUCUCCCUCCCCCGCCUUUUUUUUUAAAUUAAUUUCUGCUUUACACCUGGAUCGUAUCUUCCGCGAGCAAACUGGGCACUUUCAGAACUAACGGGGGCGAAUCUUGCAGGGAAUCUAAGUCUAUAUGGAAUUAUCAGCUUUGAUGGUGAACUUGGCACUUGUGAAUGGGCUUCUGGUUCGAAUUAUUAAUUGCUAGCAAAAAAGAGGAGUAAAAACGUGGAUUCACCGAAUACGCAUUGUGAUGACCAGAAAUUACCUUAUUGACUGAUAGCAAGAUCAGAAUAUUUUGGAAGACUGUUGUGGGGGAGCAGCCUUUAAGAGCUGGAAGAUGAAAGCUCCUAUUCCACACUUGAUUCUCUUGUAUGCUACUCUUUCUCAGAGCUUGAAGGUUGUGACCAAGAGGGGCUCAGCUGAUGGAUGCACUGACUGGUCGGUGGAUUACAAGAAGUAUCAAGUUCUAGUGGGAGAGCCUGUUCGUAUAAAAUGUGCAUUAUUUUAUGGCUAUAUCAGAGCAAAUUACUCUCUAGCACAAAGUGCUGGCCUUAGUUUGAUGUGGUACAAAAGCUCUGGACCUGGAGAUUUUGAGGAACCUAUAGCUUUUGAUGGAACUAGAAUGAGUAAAGAAGAGGAUUCUAUUUGGUUUCGGCCAACAGUGGUGCAAGACAGCGGUCUUUACGCAUGUGUUAUAAGAAACUCUACUUACUGUAUGAAAGUAUCCAUCUCACUGACAGUGGGUGAAAAUGACACUGGACUCUGCUACAAUUCAAAGAUGAAGUACUUUGAAAAAGCUGAACUUAGCAAAAGCAAGGAAAUCUCAUGCCCUGACAUAGAGGAUUUUUUAAUUCUAUAUAGAGAGCCUGAAAUCCUGUGGUAUAAGGAAUGCAAGGCAAAAACAUGGAGACCGAGUAUUGUGUUCAAAAAGGACACACUCAUCAUCCGGGAGGUUAGAGAAGAUGACAUUGGAAAUUAUACUUGUGAGUUAAAAUAUGGAAUCUUUGUUGUCAGAAGAACUACAGAAUUAACAGUUACAGCACCACUAACAGAUAAACCACCAAAGCUUUUGCACCCUUUGGAAAGUAAGCUGAUGAUUCAGGAGACCCAGCUAGGCAAUUCUGCUAACCUAACCUGCCGAGCUUUCUUUGGAUACAGUGGAGACGUGAGUCCUUUAAUUUACUGGAUGAAAGGAGAGAAGUUUAUUGAAGAUUUGGAUGAAAAUCGGGUCUGGGAAAGCGAUAUUAGAGUUAUUAAGGAACAUCUUGGAGAACAGGAAGUUUCCAUCUCAUUAAUUCUCGACUCGGUGGAAGAAGGGGACCUAGGAAAUUACUCAUGUUAUGUUGAAAAUGGAAAUGGACGCAGACAUGCCAGCAUUCUUCUGCAUAAGAGAGAGCUGAUGUAUACAGUUGAGCUUGCUGGUGGGCUUGGUGCUAUUCUGCUGCUGCUUGUUUGUUUAGUGACUAUCUACAAGUGUUACAAGAUUGAGAUUAUGCUCUUCUACAGGAAUCAUUUUGGAGCUGAAGAACUAGAUGGAGACAACAAAGAUUAUGAUGCAUAUCUAUCCUAUACCAAAGUGGAUCCAGACCAGUGGAAUCAAGAAACUGGGGAAGAAGAACGAUUUGCUCUUGAGAUCCUACCAGAUAUGCUUGAAAAGCAUUAUGGGUACAAGUUGUUCAUACCAGACAGAGAUUUGAUUCCCACUGGAACCUACAUUGAAGAUGUGGCAAGAUGUGUAGACCAAAGCAAGCGACUGAUCAUCGUCAUGACUCCAAAUUAUGUGGUAAGGAGAGGCUGGAGCAUCUUCGAACUGGAAACCAGGCUUCGGAACAUGCUAGUCACUGGAGAAAUUAAAGUGAUACUGAUUGAAUGCAGUGAACUCCGGGGAAUUAUGAACUACCAGGAGGUCGAGGCCCUCAAACAUACCAUCAAGCUUCUAACUGUCAUUAAAUGGCAUGGACCAAAAUGCAACAAGUUGAAUUCUAAAUUCUGGAAACGUUUACAGUACGAAAUGCCUUUUAAGAGGAUAGAACCCAUCACACACGAGCAGGUUUUAGAUGUCAGUGAGCAGGGGCCCUUUGGGGAACUGCAGACGGUCUCAGCAAUUUCAAUGGCUGCUGCCACCUCCACUGCUCUUGCCACUGCCCAUCCAGAUCUGCGCUCCACCUUUCAUAAUACGUAUCAUUCACAGAUGCGCCAGAAACACUAUUAUAGAAGCUAUGAAUACGAUGUACCUCCUACUGGCACCCUGCCUCUUACCUCAAUAGGUAACCAGCAUACCUACUGCAACAUCCCUAUGACACUUAUCAAUGGGCAGCGGCCGCAGACAAAAACUAACAGAGAGCAGAAUCCAGAUGAAGCUCACACAAACAGUGCGAUACUGCCCCUCUUGCCACGGGAGACCAGUAUAUCAAGUGUCAUUUGGUGACAGAAAUGCAAAGGGGGACCCCAACCCCCUGGAGUAGAAGCUAAGUGUGCAGUCUGGUGCCUGGAACUACAUCCUCGACUGCUGCUGUUAAACAUGCAUUACAAUCUAUAAAAUACGAGGAAAAACAGGGUCUUGUACAUAUGUUUUUUGCAGUUUCUUUGUAGCAUCAGUCUUCCUGUUUUAUCCAUGUCUCUUGCCAUUCACAUCUUUGACUUUGUUUUAUACGUCAUUGGAAUUUGUAUAUUACGGUUUUUUUAAAUGAAGAGACUGCUGUAUAGAUAGGAAAUCUUUUUUGCUCCAUUAGUAUAGUUUUAGAAUUUUUUUAAACAUUUCUUGGGAAUGCUUGGACGAAGCUAUGUUAAUAUCAGAAGCACCAUCCAUUUUGUUGGCCUGCCUAGCCUGAUACAUGAAGGCCAUGCCUGCUGCAUUUCACCGUUGUGAAGAACCUUUGUUCUUAGGAGGACCCCGCCAAUCAUUCUGAGCUCCAAUUUCAUUACUUAUCCCAUGACAACACUUUUUCCUCCCGCCUCCCCUUAUGAUGGUCCCAUGCUGGGUAACACUACAGACAGUCUGAUCAUCUAACAUUUAACUCAGUAAAUGCUUGUCAGACAACAAGAUAUACCCAAUAUGUAUCAAUUGCCUCACAGUAACCACUACAGAGUGUGUAGAAAGUAGAGUUUGUUUUUGUUUUACGGAUGAGUUGAUUUGUAUCCCUUUUAUUUAUAUAAAGCAACAACCCUAAUUCGAUCACUUCUGGAAUAGUGUGAAUGUGUGAAUGUGUACACAGUCUUUUUUUUUUUUUUGCUUGUUUGUGUUAAGCAUUUGACUUUUUCUUUUCCCCCUUUUAAAUUCUGCAAAUGAGGUUAUUUGCAAUUGUCAAACAAGUAAGGUAAUAGGUGUUGAAGUGCAGUAAAUCCUGCUGAGAUUUAAAUGAUGGCUUCCAAACCAAAGGGGAGUAGAAAGACAAUAUCAACUAUGGUUUGUCACAUUGUAUUAUAGAAAAUGGAUUUUUUUAAAAAGUAAGAGCAAAACAUUUCUUUCCAGCUAAGUAUGGAUUCCCCUUGUAUUUGAACAUUCCAAUCACUGUAAUUACUUUUCAAUGAUAUAUUCACAUUUGAGCAUUUUUAUAUUUUGUUUUAGCUUGUUACAAUAAGUAAAACCUUAUUAAUUUCAAGGUGAUUUAAAUGAGAACUCAGGUAGUAAAAAAAGAAAUUAUGAGUACCAACGAACAUAAAUGUUGUAAGAAUAAACAUUUAUUUAUACAAUAUUAAUAUUUAAAUUGGACGUGGAAGCAUUAAAAACCAUUAAGUUUAUUGAAUAAAUAAAUAAACUAGUUUGGUUUUUAAUGCAUGAUUCCAUCUUUGAGGAUUGCAGAUUACAUGUGUACCAUUGCUCCCAGAUUUAAAAAAAAAUCACUGUUCAGAUAUCUCUAGAACUAAUGGAAUAAGGAGCUUACCCAUAUUUACAUCCAAAUGAUGCAAAAGUCACUUUCCAUUUUAGAAAAUUUAAAGAAUGGAGUUAAUUUUUUUUUCUUUUAAAAGGGCCAUAUUCUCUGCUGGUGUAAAUGGAACUAGUGGAGGUGCUCCAAUGACCAUCAGCAGAGGAUUGGCCCCUUCUUUUUUUUUGUUUUUUAAUAUCAACAAUACAACAUGAACACUAGGAAACAGCUUUUAAUUAUUUCAGCAACUCAUUACAUAACAGCUGACUGGUGUUGGCCAAUAUAAUGGAUGUUGUGUGAUUUGUUCAUUCUUAUUAUCACUAUAUUCAAAAAAAUACAAGUUUUAAUAUUUUGGUCUCAUUAGUAAGAUGUGAUUGGUCAAAAAUGUGUAACCUGCAGUUUGUGGGCGUUUGUGGGGGUAAGUCAAUAUUGACAAUGUCUGAGGAACGACUAUUAUGUUGUAACAGUCAAGAAUUCUCAGUAUCUGCAUAACCAGUUAAAGGAGCUUUGGGAUGUGCACUGACUUUUAUUUGCUGAAAAAUGUUUUUUUCUCUGACAAUUCACUCGGGUCCUUUUCUACAAUCUGUUCUUUAUUUCAAUUGUGUCCCCCUGGACAUGUGCCAAAUAUCCACAAAAUGAAAAUGAAGCUGCCAGGGCAGAUACAAUUUCAAGACAGCUUUACAGAUUUGAUUAUUUUCAGAUUGUAAAACAAUUGUUAUUUGUUUUAUAUUAUAGAUGCCUGUCAGGAACUGAUGGCAUUUAUCUUCAUUUGACUGGAUUCUAAAUUCAUCCAAUACCCAGAAAAAUUAAAAUAUUGUAAAAUCUUUCCCUCGUCCCUCCCCUUUAUAUUUUUUAAGAUGAAGAUUGGGAUGUGGAAUAAAUAUAGAGUGUAACAACCUGGCGACAGUCACAUUCUAGGCAUUGGUAGGUGUUUCUUUAGCCACAUUGGGGGUACUUUUUUGUUGUUCUAUUUUUAGUGUAGAUUUAAGCACUUUGAAUAGCAUGAUUCAGGGAUUGAUGGAUACUAUUUGAUAUUCACACUAUUUAAGAAAAGUUUUUUCUUAUUAUGCUUUGUCAUAUUAUUAAACAAAAACAAACAAAUGAAAAAAGAAAUACAUGCAGAAGCUAUCUAUGGCUUUAGAAACAUUCCUCCCAGGUAUUCCUCUACUAUAAACAGCUCUGUGUGAGAAACAGUGAAGGAAACUGUCAUGUGUUCACGUGCUCUAUGUUUGACAAAAGUUCUGUUAGAACGCAAAAUAAAAAGGAAAAAAAAUUAAUUUGCCCUAGUGCUUAGGCUCCAUCCUUUUUUGGUUCAGAUGUUCUAGUUUUUGAUAAUGCAGUCUGAAGUGUGCAUGCAAUAGCCAAGUGCAAGGGUUAGCCAUUAAAAAAAAAGCACUUUACCUUUGAAAAUUGUAGUGUGGUGAUUGGACAAAACGUAUUAUGCCUGGUUUCCAUCUGUCACUAAUUGUGGGUAUGUAUAUGGAGUCGAUGCACAUGAAGUAUCUAGAUACGGUGCUCCAUUCUUAUAAGAUUCUCUUAUCAGGCUACUCCUUGAUAUAAAGCUAAAGGACUUUAUCACCCUGCCCCAUGGAAACUCACUAUAAACAUCCCCCUUCUAGAGGUUCAAACACAGCUUUACUGAAAGGGAGGACUGCGCAGCAUGCAGCUGAUUAUUUUGAAGAUAAAGUAUCUCUGGGCUUGAUUCUGCUCUCAGCUACAUCAGUGUAACUCUGUUGCAGUUGAUGAAGUUAAACCAGUGUAAAAACUGGUUUAAGUGAGAGGAGAAUCAGGAAAAAUGGAUCAGAAAAGAACUUGUAUUUACAACUAACGAUGGGAUAAAAUUCUGACCCCCCACUGAAGUCAGUGACAAAACUCCCACUGACAUUAGUGAGGCCAGGAUUUCACCCCAGGAGUCUACAUCAUAAAACACUUUGGCAUUCUUUCUUUCAGGAUGGCUGUUGCUCGGGUUACACAUUUUUUAGCCUUAGAUGCAAAAUUCUUGCAUUUUCUGUUAGCACCCAGCUGUUAAAAUGAAGUAGACAUUACAUAAUGGCAGAUAAUCAGACUCUACAUGUUUAGAAAACCUGUUAUACUUAUCUGAUUAAAAUGCACAACAUUUUAGUUGAAUUGCAUGCAUUAAUAAUCCAUUUACGUUAUACAGUGAGCAAUGAGCUUUUGGGGAAACAGGCCCGAUAAGCAGACUUCCUUUUUUCUCAAACUUAAAAAAAAAUUGUUAGGUCUACAAACCUUGGAAAAACUUUAUUAGAAUUACAAUAAAGCAGACACUAAGAAAAGCCAAUGGAAUAAAAGCCAAGGUAGGAGAAGGGGGAAACAUCAGCCUGUUUCUUAAUUGGGUUAUGGACAUUCUCUGUUACGGAGUCCAGCUGCAACUCAGUCCAACCUACAUAAAGCAACUGGCAUGUGCCACAUCCUGCAGAUGGAUCAACAGAGUCAGAAAUACAGCCCUGAUAUCUGGCACAGUGCUGAAUGGUUUUGCAUUUGCUAGUAACCCAGCAGCAUACACAGUUGUUGGGGAGUCAUCCAUAGUUGUGGUACAUAGGAAGACAAAAUGUUGUGGGCACUAAGACUCUUCCUCCAUAACAGGCUUAGUGCAUGAUCUGGAGCAACUAUUUUCAUUCUUACCCUUGCUACACACAACUCAAUAUCAUUUCUACCCCUCUUCAUAACUGAACAGGAGCUUUGUUUGGCUGGAAUUAGACAAACAUGGGCAGUUUCAUAACACUGGGUAUCUCCCUGCAUAAUGCUUGCUUCAAGUUCCUUAGCUGUUUUAUCUCUGCCACAGCGCUAGCUCGGUUAAUAGUCACUGAGUGGAGAAGGAGGAGUGAGCAUUUCACCCUUCAGGUCUGAUUUAUCACUGGUUUUGUAGGUUGAAUUCAGCAUUGAUACCAUGCUGUCUCUUGGGGCAUGUUAUUUUGCUGAACAGUUCCCCAUUGACACUGGAUAUACACCAAAAAAGGACAAGGCAGCAUCAUGCUUCUCUAACUGAGCUUUGGUUGGUGUUCCAGAAUCUGCAGAGCCUUUGGAAGUAAAACCAAUAGAAAUGAACAUUAAGAUUUUUCCUUUUCAGUUUUGUUUUUAAUUCUGUUUGACAUCAAGUCUGGUCUUUGUACUGUACUAAUAGUGUCUAUGAGAUGGUUAGGCAAGACUUCAGUGAGUUAUAUUGCACUCAGUAAACAGAAAAUGUAAAAAAAAAUGGAAAGAUGUGGCCAUAUUAACAGUUUGGUAUGUAGGUAAAAAAAAAGUAAACCCCUCCCCAAUGUGCCUAAAUAAUUUAUAUAGUGCUAAGGUCUGGUCCUGGGAAGGUAUCCUGUUUGUAACAACGAGAAACUUGACUCAAAAGCUUAACACUGUGGUUCUCA